AUGGCGUCUAAAAUUAUUUUCGCAUUAGGUUUUGUUGUAGCUGUUAGUUUAAUUACGUCCCCAGUCCAGGCUUCGGGCAACGUGCAACUCCCUGCAGUGUACCCUCUGGUAAACAUUCUCCUCCCGCUGUUGAACAACGUGUACAACCUCCUCCUGUCUCUGCUGUCCAUCUUCGAUACGCUACCAUCUUCCAUUAGCUGUCUGAUUCCCGUCGAUUUGGGAGCCUUGGAGACUUCUCUGCUUAAACUUUAUUCUCAGGCUCUCGCUAUAGUAAACUUCCUUCGUUCACUUCCUGAAUAUGCAGCUGGUGCCAACCCUAGCCAACCACCAACAGGCGUGGUCAACCUCCAAGGUCUUCUCACAACUCUCAUCACAUCAAUCACAGACCUGGCUGAAGACGUUCUUUGUGGCAUCGGUGGUGGUCUCCUACCAGGUCUACUCAAGCUGGUCGUCAUGCUGGUGGAAUGUUUGCUUAAGCUGUUACUUUAAAGACGAUAUUUGUGUAGCAAAUGCCACUUGUUAUUAAAUUAAGUGGUAUAAACAAAUACAGUGCAGCUUUUCAUUUUGUUCUUGAAUAUACAAGGGAGCUAACUAAUCAGGCACUGACUACUUUUAUAGCCAAUUAAUUACCUCAUUAUGAUAUUUUUCCAGAAUAAAAUGAUAACUCA
Messenger RNA from Hyposmocoma kahamanoa, 668 nucleotides. RefSeq lists its product as uncharacterized. The transcript is spliced from 3 exons. Bases 1 to 489 code for a protein of 162 amino acids. The record is from RefSeq and is a predicted model, not a curated record. Lineage: Eukaryota; Metazoa; Arthropoda; Insecta; Lepidoptera; Cosmopterigidae.